This is a messenger RNA of Aedes aegypti (yellow fever mosquito), 3702 nucleotides long. It is a transcript of the gene Mybbp1A, whose product is annotated as DNA polymerase V. Lineage: Eukaryota; Metazoa; Arthropoda; Insecta; Diptera; Culicidae. The record is from RefSeq and is a predicted model, not a curated record. Gene Ontology annotation, molecular function: sequence-specific DNA binding; transcription corepressor activity; transcription factor binding. The transcript is spliced from 4 exons. Gene Ontology annotation, cellular component: nucleolus. Bases 103 to 3645 code for a protein of 1180 amino acids. Gene Ontology annotation, biological process: regulation of DNA-templated transcription.
GUCAAAGUGCUCGUGGUUCUUCUUUCAGCAUGCUACGAAUUUCUGUUCGCUUUGCUCUCGUUUCGAUCGUACACAUGUGAGUUUUGUGUUUAAAUCCAAAAAAUGAAGCCAAAAACGGAAGGCAAGAGCGGUAAAUUGCUCGACAAAACGGUGUUCAAGUUUUUCGAGAAGCUUAUUAAUCAGGACGAAAAUAUCCGACUUAGAGGAGCAUCGGAGUUGAUACAGUUUUUGUGCGCAGGCAACGAUGGAAGUGCAGAGGACAAGCACGAAAAAGAGCGAGCUUAUGCCCUCAAGCGAUUGAUUCGUGGGGUUGGUUCCAACAAUCAUACUUCCCGAGCAGGAUUCUUCACUGCGCUGGUUGGAUAUCUGCAACAGGUGAAGGAAAGCGAUCAUUGUCCUUCAGUAACGGAAAUCUUUAAAUUAGUCAAAUCGGAAUUAUCUGAUACGGAUAAGGGAGAAGAAGACACCCAGCAAACUAAGCUGGAACUUAGAGUUGGCAAGGUGUCGGUAUGUGGCGCAAUUAUCAACUCCGGGCUGAUAGAGAAUGCCUCUGACAUGGAACUGCAAACGGUGCUGAAAGCACUGAAGAAAGGAAUGUACAAAAUGGUGACGCCCCUGGCCAUCAUGUACCUCAGCGAACUUGUCCAAAAGAUUGACACUAAAAAGUUCACGAAAGUUUUAUGGCCCGUUAUUGAGCCGGUAGUGAAUGUACCGAAAGCUGAACACACGAUGGACACAAUAUAUUUUCUUCUAGCAGCUUCUUCGGUCCAUAAAAAAUCAGUGAAUCAAAAGUUCUUCGAAAGCAACUUCAAUGCCCCGCAUUUGAUUCACGAAGAGAACUACGAGUUUUUGGCGAGUCUUCUGUGGGACAUCAAGGAUACGUUAACGAUAAAUCAUCCACUGUACGAUUUCCUAAUCGAACAACUCGUGAAACAGAAUAAAGUUGGUGAAUUCUGGGCACAAGGUGUAGAUCCCAUUCUUGUGGAUGAAGGUAGCACCCACAGGUUCAAAGAUUUAGUUGCUUUGCGAGUGUUCAUCACGAUUCUGAACAAGUUGGAGGAUGGUUCAUCCAUUCCUGAUCUACUGAGCGUCGCAUUUCUAGAAAUGCUAAUGAAAAAAGUGAAACACUUCACCCAACUUAGUGAAGAUGUUCGAGAUUUGUAUCAGGAAGCAUUUGAAAGUCUCAAUCAGAGCUACUCUAAGAUAAAAACAGAGCAAACGAAACUUGCCAUAUUCGAAAAGCUGGUCACAUCCCCCAGUAGUAUAUUGAUCGAAAAAUAUGCAUCCAACAAGAUCGUCCAAAACUUGUUAUCAACAAUGACCGGAGAGAGUGUGAAAAAAGCUGCCACGAUUUUAGAAAAAAUCAUUCUGGCAACCGAUCACCCGGAAGUGUUGAACACUGAAAGGAUUCACGCCGUGCAAGCUUUACAGAAGAUGCUUUCAAACCGAAAUGUGACCACUGAAACCGAGUGGCGAACGAACAUUGUGAAGUUCUUGCUUAAUUUGGGGCUGUUUUAUUCAUCGGAUGGCAAGAAGGUGCUGAAGAACACCAAAAAUCAUUCUGCAGCCAUUUCAGCAGAGCUAGCCCCUACAAUGAAAUCGGCAUUUUUCCAUUGUCUGGAACAACGACAUGCCAAACUGGCAGAUGAAAAAGCUUUCCUCCUGUCCAUAGUGAACCAUGUACAAGAUAUACUGCAAAGCACUGGCAAUAAGGCUCUGCGAGUACAAAUUAGCGACGAGCAUUUAAAGCACUGGAAUCGUAUGUACGCUAUCGUACAGACCAAGGAAAAGAAGGACAAGAAGUUGAACAACGUUUUCCAUAUUUUGCUAAUGUACAUGGGACUCCAUCUGUUUAGCGAUCCAGAAUUGGCUAGCAGCUCGAUAGCUGAAUUGGAAAGUGUUAUGAAGCGCGUGAAAAGCAAGAAAGCAAGCUCGAAGAUGGAUAUCGCCCAGAAUGGGAAAAGUGGCGAGCCAGAGUGGAUCGAGGUGGUGAUCGAUCUGUUCCUCAAUUUGAUGUCCCAAAACUCCCAUCUGCUUCGGACGGUCAUUGGACACAUUUUCCCUCAUCUGGCGGGCGAGAUGACACUCACUGCUUUCAACCAGAUUUUAUCGGUAAUAAAUUUGAAGGAUAAAACCAAUCCACUAACUGCCGGUGAAAGUGAAGGCAAUGAGGAAGAGAACGACGACAAGAUGGAUGAGGAUUCCAGCGAUAGCGAUGAAGAUUCUAACGGAAACGAAUCGGAUGACGCCAAUACAGAAAAUGAAUCUGACGAUGACGAAGACGAACAAUUUUCUGGCGAUGAUGAAGAUGAUAAAGUCACGGACAAGAUGCGCAUGGCUAUUCAAACGGCCUUAGGUGGUGCUAACCCGGAAACUGAUACGGAAUCGGUCGAUCUGGACAAUAUGGCAGAGGAAGAAGGCCGUAAGCUGGACGAAGCUCUAGCGGCUGCGUUCAAAAUGUACAAACAGUCGAAAAAGACGAAACCAACGAAAGCAGAGGAAAGGCUAGAGACAACUUUAACUCAUUUCCGAAUGCGUGUUUUUGACCUUAUUGAUGUGUACCUAAAGAAUGGACCAAAUAUGGUAAUAUGCUUGGAGUUGAUGCUGUACAUUUUCGAAAUGCUUCCAGUAGCCAUAAAAGAAACGAAGCACAAGCAGAUUUUAGAUCGGUAUCGACAUGUGUUCAACAGCUUAGUAAAAAUUAAGAAUUUCAACGUGGACGUUAAGGAUGUAUCAGCGGAACAACUACCUCAAAUUCUAACAGACUUAAUGGAAAAGGUGGCUAAGGGAUCGUCGUUCCCGGAAAAAAAUCAGUACAUUCUGAAGGCAUGUCAGUUUAUUGUGAUAUGUUCCGAACUAAUAGAGAAGAACGGCGAAGGCAAGAAAUCCACAAAUAUACAUAAAAUAUUCGGAACGUAUCUGAAAGAAUUCAUCAUCGAACGGAAUCCUGCACUGACAUUGAACAUCUUUCAGACAUUACUCCGUAUGAACUGGUCCGGAAACUGGUACCUGGCGAAAAUCCUAACAGAUAACGGCUUUAAAAAGGAAGUACGAACUGUACGCAAAACGCAAUCUCUUUCGUUGUUGCGUGAAUUCGUGAGGAAUCGAAGGUUAGUUACCUCUAAUCCUGCUGCCGCCCAAGAAACGGUGAAAUCUAUCGUUGCCAACUUGAAUUCCUUCAUGAAGGAAGCGCACCAGUCAUCGAUAUCUCAAAACGAGUUCAACGAACUUGCUCAGUUACUGCUGGAGUUGCACGUUCUUGAAAGACAACUUCCUGACCCUAAGAAUAUUCCUUGGCAACAAAUCGGAAAUAACCUACAGAAACUACGAAACUUCAACUUGAAUUCGCAAAUAAUGAACAAUUAUUUGCGAUUAUGUAAAUUACUGCAGCUGGAACCUAUCAAGAAUAGUGAACGUGUCCAGAAAAAUGGCAGCAAACCUAAAGUCAACGGAAAAUCAGCCCACAGUGAUUCCGAAGAAGAAGAAAAAGAGGAAGAGAAUGAUGUUGAGGAGUCUAAAUCGAACGGCAGUGUAAAGCGAAAGAAGAAAAGCAAUUCGAUGAAGCAGAAAAGACUCAAGAAAGAGGAACGGCUCAAGGCUGCAUCGCAAGGUUUGGAAGCCGUGUCUUUUAUAAACGUUGAAUAAGUUUAGGAUAAUGUGGAGAUCGCAAAAGUGAUGUCAAUAAAUUUUGAAAACCUCAUA